UGCACAAUUAUUGUCUUUCAGACGUCCUGUAUAAAUAGCCUGCUAAAACACAACGACUGAGCCACUCGAAGGUGGAAGGAGAGAGCUGGAAAGAUUGUAAUCGCUUAAUUCCCGGUGAGUCACUGCGAGCAGCCUCCGAAAGGCGGAUUGAUCAUACAGAUCUGCGUGGCGACCAGCAAAUGCGGAUGAAGUCACUUCACUAAGUGGAGAACCGUGCCAUACCAUAUUCAUAAGCCAGAUCAAUAAACGUCCAGCUUGUCGAGGGAAUUAAUUAUUCCGGUCCUCCAGCAACAUCCCUUGAUCUUCACACUAGGCAACCAGUUAUUUCAUGAAUUGAGGAUUGACCGACCUGGUCUGGGACUCGUGACGUAGAGAAGUCCAGCAUGCAAUUGAUCCUGCCCCUUCAAGACUCUGUGGACGCGCUCAAUGGACAGCAAGCACAGGAAGCUGGCAAAGCUCUCUGUCCAGGCCCCGCAGAGGGGAACGAUCGUGUUGAUCAUCAUGAUGAUGUGAGUCUUGCUGAAAGGCUUGGUCCAAAAGCUCUUGCCAAAAAUGGUCGACAGCAUGCCCAAGUUUCAGGCCGACCGCCCAAUGGAGAUCUCAAACAUGUACUGUACGAUGAUAAAAUCCCAUUCGACAACGCCGCACUAAGGCUCUCUCAUGAUAUGUGCUUGUUUGUGAAACCUUUAUCAGGUGAAGCAGCGAGACUGACGGUAGAUUCGAAAGACACCAUUCGGAGUGUGAAGAAGCAGAUCCGCAGCAAGUUGGAAAUUCCACUUAACCACCAGCACCUAAUUUUCGCUGGAGCUCAGCUCAUCGAUUCUCAUCCUCUGAGUGAAUACAGUAUUGAGCCUGGGUCAACGCUGUACUUGAUCGUCCGCUUUGUAGGUACCAUGACCGUUCAUGUACAAGACGCUGAGACCGAUGAACGCUUAGCGCUGAACGCCGAACCACUUGACACGGUCAGUAAAGUCAAGGCUAAGCUUUGCGACGAGCUGGGUCUCCUACCGAAAUAUCGGCAUCUGUACUUCGGCGGAAGGCGACUUGAAGGAGACCGAACACUGAGCGAUUACAAUAUCUCCGGUAGCUCAACCCUCUACAUGAAGUCGCUCGAAGCGGCAAGUUCACCGAAACUGCGGAAGACCAACGAGUGCACCUACCUGAAGGCUGCGUCUAUAUCUGCUGAAAGCCCAAAGCAUGCAGCCCUCCGUGUUCAUGAUGUGGGCAAAUCCAAAGGCGAGCAGUACUCAAAACGUCCAGGGCGUGAACAUCUCGCUCCCAUCACAGCUCCCCUCCAGAAAGCCAUGUGGGAUCCCUCCAGCAGAAAGCAGAUUUUCCAGGCCGGAAAGGAGGAACUAAGGGCACAGGUAGAGUUUCCAGAAGACGUCGCCAGAGGAACCAGAACGAUCCACGGCGAUAGCGACUGUGAUGGCGAGGUUGGAUCAAAGUUGGCGGCAGCAGACAAGCAGAAGAAACGGCAGCAGAAGAUCGGGUCUUCUCUCGCUCUUCAAGAGUUUGAGCACAACCGUGGCGCGAACAGUUCCACCAAGUAUUAUAGCGACAACUCACCAGACGCACCGGUGCCAUGCCGCCCUGACGAUACAUCUGAGGUGACCAGAUCCGCUCCAACCCCUUCAGAGCACCCCCUACUGUUAAUUCCACUUGGAAAGGUGACAGCCCAAUACCUGAACGCAAGUGAUCAACAGGACAAGAAGCACGCCAGCCUACAAGCUACUCGCAGGCCAACAUGUACCUCCGAACCCUCUUCUUCAUCCGCAAUCGGCAGCGGCGGAAGGAGCUCGACUGCUAUCCCCGGAACCAGCUGUUUCCUGCCUCCAGUGCCCUACGAUGCCUCACUCCGUCAAAUCAGCAGGAUUGUGCAGGAAAUUGCGAGAAUUCCACCACAUGAGCAAGAAGUGUGGGUGACGAGUCUCAGGGACCCUAGCACGUCCGUGCUCAUCUCCAGCACGGAGGAUUGCCAACCAAGCCAUGUACACGUACACUGCCGUUGCCGUGACGUCAGGCGAGCAGCAAACGAAGCCAUGGACGAGCAAAGGCGGAGCUGCUUGGUGCUGGCCUUUGCUCUGAUUGCUACAGUAUUGCUUGCCUCGGGCUCGGUCAAUCAGCUCGAGCGCUUCACAGCAGGCAAUCAAUCAUCUGCCUUGGGCCCGUUGGGACAAAGGCACACGGUCAAAGCUGGGGAUCGUCCUUGUCGUACAGACGCUAGCUGCAUUGACAGAGGAAGGGUGAGCACCUCGAGCACCUCGGACAGACCACUCAAUGACAUCAAGGACUUCUUCGAGCUGGGUGAUGAGAUCCACAAGUUUCUCAAUCGGGUGCAAUGCGAACACCUAGCUCGCUUGAUGGUGACAGAAAACGGCGACAUCCCAAACAACUUCAAAGAUAGAAUAUGUUGCUACAUUCGGAAGAACAACUAUGGCGAGGAGUCACCAGAGAAUGUCCCAGGGCUCCUCUUCUACUUCUGCUCAAAGGAAGUAAAAACGUGCGGAGACUUGCUUGACUUGAUCAAGAGAGUCAGUCCACGUGACUGUGAGAAGAUCAAGAAACUGAUCGUUGAUGCCCUACCAGAUGCAGGCUGAGCUACCUGGCAAGAGCGAGGGGUGCCGGCCGAGAAACGUACUCUCUCCACCGCCACGGCCUGUGCUAGACCCUCUUUGUCCUGCUAGAAACCGAAUACGAUUUUAUUUUUGUCCCGUUGAAGAUUUGGGUGAAUUUGUUCUAAUUCUUUGGCAGCAGAGCGUCUAGUAGAGACACAGCCACAGAGUACUACGUGUUUUAAGGUUCUAUGAUCUAGAGUGUGUGGUCACCAACCCUUCUCUGUACUGUGAUGCUGAUUUUGAGGGUCUAGACUCUAGAGUGUGUGGUCACCAACCCUUCUCUGUGCUGUGAUGCUGAUUUUGAGGGUCUAGACUCUAGAGUGUGUGGUCACCAACCCUUCUCUGUGCUGUGAUGCUGAUUUUCUUAGUUUACUGUAAUUGGUGUGCGCGGAUCCAUUGUCAAAUCCUUAUGACAGCCUACAUGUGCUUCAAACUAUUUUCUUCUGCUGACGCUUGCUUUUUCCCUUUUAUAACUCAUUCAAACUAAUGAUGAUGACUCAUAAGUCUUCUUCAGUUUAGUAUUAUACAUGUACAAGUUCUGUUAGGGUAUACAUUUCCAGCUGGAAUCAUAUGCCAGCCACCUAUACCUAUUAUGAUCGCUAAAUGUAUGGUCAUGUACUGACGAUGUCGCGUUAUAUGCACAUGUGCAUAUCACAGA
Molecule: messenger RNA, 3276 nt
Organism: Sycon ciliatum
Lineage: Eukaryota; Metazoa; Porifera; Calcarea; Leucosolenida; Sycettidae
Exons: 4
Coding region: 384-2600 (738 amino acids)
Biological process (GO): protein ubiquitination; modification-dependent protein catabolic process
Cellular component (GO): cytoplasm; nucleus
Molecular function (GO): protein tag activity; ubiquitin protein ligase binding
Source: RefSeq, a predicted model, not a curated record